AUGCGACGAAGUGGUGGAGGUGCGACAACGCCUGCUGCCCCUGGUGGUCCUGCUGCCUCGUCUGCCUCUGCUGCCUCCUCGGCUGGCCAUGCUGGGUCCAGCUCGUCAGGCGCCAGCGUCAAGCUCAUCAAGGCUCUCAAGCACGCCAUGGAGAUCCGUCACUAUUCAAUGGGGGAGCUGGUGGUUGCCCGUGGGAGCAAUGGGAGCGAGAUGUAUGUCGUCACUGGUGGGGUUGUCGAGGUCGUCGUCCAGCCUUCAUCGCCAUCGCCAUCGUCGUCGUCAUCAGCUUCACCUCCACGUGCCAUUCCGCUCCACGAGGGAGCCCACUUUGGCGAGAUCGGGUUGUACGCGCCAGGCACGGUGCGGAUGGCCGAUGUCGAGGCACGAUCUGAGGCCCGGGUAAUGAUCCUGCGGCGUGAGGCGCUGGACCGGGUGCUGCUUGCCCAGGCGUGCGUCGGCUAUGACCCGCACGUUCUGGUGGCGGUCCGGCUCGCGCCGCCGUCGCGCGUCCGCGCCACCGCCGACUCGGAUAGCCCGCUCGUGACCAAGGCCUCCGGCUCGCGGAUCAAGAUCACCUCGCAGGCGUGGUCGAGCCACGAGGCCAAGGUUAAGGCCAAGGCAUUUGAUUUUGACCACGUGUUUGAUACAACGGAUUCGACCCAACGCCUCGAUCGCACGCUGGGAUGCCACGUGGUCAACGCCGUGCUCGAUGGCUUCCACACCUGCGUGGUGGCGUACGGCCAGACCGGGACUGGCAAGACUUACACCAUGCGCGAGUUUGUCCCGCUUGUCGCCGGCCGCCUCUUUGCAGCUCUCGCAGCCGAGGACGCUGCCCACCCUGACAUCCACUUUAGCGUUGAGCUCUCGGCUCUCGAAGUCUAUUGCGAGCAGCUCCGCGAUCUGCUGUUUCGGUCGACGCAAGCGCCGCCGGAGCUCAAGCUUCGCGGCGACGCCAAGACCAAUGUCCGCGUUGAAAACCUCAGUCGCAAGCGAGUCAAGUCGCUCGACGAGCUGGCCUUCUUCUUCAAGGCCGGCAUGGAGGCGAGGACGGUGACCGCCACCAAGGCGAACGAGGCUUCGUCUCCGGCCCAUACCAUCUUUACACUCUACGUCACCCGCCGCCAGGAGCUGCCUGACGGCGAGGUGCUGAGUCUCAUGACCAAGCUCACCUUUACCGAUCUUGCCGGCACCCAGCGCGAGUACGCCAAGCGCAAGGGUCUCGAUGCCGUCCGCCAUGAGAACGACGGCACGUCUGCUGCUCAGGAGCGCGAGCGCCGCAAGAUCAAUCUCGCGCUCCAGACCCUCGGCCUCGUUAUUCACUCGCUCGCCACAGGCCGCGAGCCGCCGUACCGCCAGUCGGUCCUCUCUAUGCUCCUCUCGCAGUCGCUCGGCGGCAACUCGAAGACCUUCUUUCUCGCCACCGUCCUGCCCACCAAUCUUAAGCUCUCACUCCGGACGCUCAAGGAUGCCGAAUUUGUCAUGCGCAUCCGCAACAACGCGGUGCGUGGCGUCAUGGCCGCCGGUGGCGGCGCCUUUCUCACCGCCCGCGUUCACAUCCCGGCUGCACUCCCGCCGCUCUCCAUGGCUGCUGCGUGGUCUCUCAUCGCCGACGCCAACCGUUUGCUGGAAGCCAUCGGCGAGCCGCUCACCUUUUCGCUCGAGCCGCACGACGAGGUCUCACUGCGGUAUCCAUACGCUGUCCGAGCGAGCUGCACACGCGCCCUGCUUCAUGCCCACUACGACCCUGACUCUUUUGAGACUGCGCUUCAGACCCUGCAUCUGCUUCACGACGGCGCCGCGCCCACGCUCGACGCCUUUGGCGCCCGUGGCUCGCGCAUCUUCCAUCCGGCGUUCCCGUUCUAUCUUGCACCGGAACGAACCGAGAUCGGGCGCCUUGCCAUCGAUGUCUCGCACGUCGUCGCCUCGAGCUCGCGCACCUCCAAACUUGUCUCGGGCACCUUUGCGCGGGCCGGCCUCGCCAUCGCCGCCCUGGUCCACAUCGACCCGACGUCAGUCCGAUCCGGCCACGCCGCCGCGGCCUCGACCAAGCCAGAGCCCCCGGCCCUUGCGCACGCACGUAUCACCGACGCUGAACUCGCCAGUAUCUCUCCCCUCGGCGUCUGCCACGAGCCACUCGCCGACGCACUUCGCGCUGAGGGCACCGCCGACCUUGAGCCGGGCGCCCAUGCUACUCUCCACAUCCGUAUUCCUGCGCUGGAGCAAGUGCCCGGAAGAGCCACUGCCUCGCUGGUAAUCCAUGCCACCCUCGGAUCAACUUGCGCAGAGAGCCUGCCGGCCUUGCCUCACUGCUGGCAGUCCGGAGAUGCCUUUGAUGGCAUGAUUGCGCUCCCAGUCCGCCUUGAUGAGACUUGGUUCGACGCUACCGCCCGGCGCCCGGCCCCGCACCACAUCCUUCACCUUGCCGUUACCGGCACUCGCCCCAUCGCCGACCUCAUACCUCCCGCAUGCACCCCUCAGACAGAGACAUCAUCCGUGCCGGCACCCGAUCCCGCCUCUGAUCGCGCAACCGCGUACACUGCCGUCCUCUCCAUUUACGAUGCGCUCCGCGGGCCAGCCGCAGUCUUGGAUGCCCGCCAGGGCGCCAACGACCAGUUGUAA
Thecamonas trahens ATCC 50062 is the source of this 2619-nucleotide messenger RNA. RefSeq lists its product as uncharacterized. Gene Ontology annotation, biological process: microtubule-based movement. Lineage: Eukaryota; Apusomonadida; Apusomonadidae. The record is from RefSeq and is a predicted model, not a curated record. Bases 1 to 2619 code for a protein of 872 amino acids. The transcript has 2 exons. Gene Ontology annotation, molecular function: microtubule binding; microtubule motor activity; ATP binding. Gene Ontology annotation, cellular component: microtubule; kinesin complex.